AUGUCUACCAAACUCGAUCGCCUCAUUUUCAUUGCCCGCCAGGAGCUGGGUGAAAUUGCUCGUGCUGAAGCUCAGCUGGAAGACGAAAAGAACGCGCGCAAAGCCCCUUCUUGGACCAAGUCAGCUCAGGGCGAUGAUUCGCCGCACAAGCUCAAGUUGCACCCGGUAUCCCGGUCGCGCCGCAAGGCAAUCGGUCAGGCGCCCCCAGGAUCGUUGCUCUCUACGCCGUCAUCCAGCACUACCACUCUGGUACUCGACUCUUUCACACCGCUCACGGUGUCUCCCCCAUCCAUUAAGUACGAAUCUGACGACGAUGUGGACAUGCUGGAGGAUGACACGCUCGAGCCCCCCACAUUCCCCGUUCGUGUGCCUCAGCUAUUGCCUCAGCGUCCGAUCGCGCCUUGUGUGCAGUGCCAGUUUGGAUCUGCAUGUGGUGUCCGGUUCACUCAUGGUAUGAACGAGCGCACUAUGAAGGAGCACCUCGACACGUUCCACAACCUCGCAGCCGCAAUGCCCCAGAGUCAACCCGCUCCUUGGCCUGCUCAAGUUGAGCUCAUCGACGCUCUCAACCCCGUUUUCAUCCGCCACAACCAUGCGCCAGGAGCGUCUGUACCUCCACAAGCCGACCCGACGGCCACAUGCUCAUGGUCUAGGUGCCGCGCUAUACUCCCUGUGGAGGACCUCCCAGGACACGUUGCCGCCCAUGUCAACGCCGUUUGGACGAGUAACAAUGGGAAGGGGGUUCAAUGGCGCUGGGUCGCUUGCGAGCCUUAA
This is a messenger RNA of Peniophora sp. CBMAI 1063, 774 nucleotides long. NCBI's taxonomy places the organism in Eukaryota, Fungi, Basidiomycota, Agaricomycetes, Russulales, Peniophoraceae. The record is from the annotation of a GenBank genome assembly.